Messenger RNA from Stegastes partitus (bicolor damselfish), 1164 nucleotides. Its product is annotated as Fanconi anemia group M protein-like. The record is from RefSeq and is a predicted model, not a curated record. The transcript has 5 exons. Lineage: Eukaryota; Metazoa; Chordata; Actinopteri; Pomacentridae. Gene Ontology annotation, biological process: double-strand break repair via synthesis-dependent strand annealing; interstrand cross-link repair. The coding region runs from base 1 to 1164 and encodes 387 amino acids. Gene Ontology annotation, molecular function: 3'-5' DNA helicase activity; four-way junction helicase activity; ATP binding.
AUGAGCGGCGGCUCCAGUCAGAGGACCUUGUUCCAGACCUGGGGUUCGUCCGUCUCCCAAAACAGAACCGCCCAACCGGCCAAAGAGGCCAAACGAGCCGGUGAACGGCGCAGAACCACCGCAGGCAGCUCUGCUCAGGGAGCUGCCACACGUCCUCGGAACCCUCUGUGGACUGAGUUUGGUCAGGGGUCCACACGUGCUUCAGCAGGAAGCCCAGGGAGGACAGAGGAGCCUGAAGAUGAGGAUGAUGACCUCAUGGUGGUGGCUGUCUAUGAGGCUGAAAGGAGCCUCCAGCUGCAUAACUUUGUCCAGGAUGACAACCCAGCAGGAGCAGAAAGCAUCGCCCUCUCUCCUGUGCCUUCAGGUGGGCACACAUACCCAGACCUCCCAGGCUUCGACAGCUCCUCGGCUAAGGUGUGGAUCUACCCCACCAACUACCCCAUCAGGGAGUACCAGCUGAAGAUCUCAGAGGCCGCCCUGUUCCAGAACACACUGGUGUGCCUUCCCACUGGUCUGGGGAAAACCUUCAUCGCCUCUGUGGUGAUGUACAACUUCUACCGCUGGUAUCCAUCUGGGAAGAUCGUGUUCAUGGCUCCCACCAAGCCCCUGGUGGCCCAGCAGAUCGAGGCCUGUUUUAAGGUGAUGGGGAUCCCUCAGGCGCACAUGGCGGAGCUGACAGGCAGCACGGCAGCGAAGCAGAGACAAGAGCUGUGGAGGUCCAAGCGCGUCUUCUUCCUCACCCCUCAGGUGAUGGCCAACGAUCUGUCCAGAGACACGUGCCCGGCCCAGCAGGUCAAGUGUGUGGUGAUCGAUGAGGCCCACAAGGCGCUGGGCAACCAUGCUUACUGUCAGGUGAUCAGACAGCUCGGCAGCCAAACUCUGCAGUUCCGUGUCCUGGCUCUUAGCGCCACUCCAGGUGGAGACACAAAGUCGGUGCAGGCAGUGAUCUCCAAUCUGCUCAUCUCCCACAUCGAGCUGCGCUCAGAGGAGAGUCCGGACAUCCGGGCUCAUUCCCACCAGCGCAGCGUGGAGAAGGUGGUGGUUCCUCUGGGCGAGGCCCUCUCAGGACACCAGGCCUGUUACCUGCAGGCGGCGUGUCCUGCAGUGUGUGAGAGCUCAUCGUGUUACUGUGCUCCAGUAACUCAGCCCCAGUUCCUGCGGUGA